Messenger RNA from Entelurus aequoreus (snake pipefish), 1085 nucleotides. RefSeq names its product biliverdin reductase A-like. Gene Ontology annotation, molecular function: biliverdin reductase [NAD(P)H] activity; nucleotide binding; zinc ion binding. Lineage: Eukaryota; Metazoa; Chordata; Actinopteri; Syngnathiformes; Syngnathidae. The record is from RefSeq and is a predicted model, not a curated record. Gene Ontology annotation, biological process: heme catabolic process. The transcript is spliced from 7 exons. The coding region runs from base 55 to 963 and encodes 302 amino acids.
UGGUGUUUGAGAGCUACUUCCGGUGCAGCUCAACCAAGACCGCGACAAAGCAGCAUGUUUGGAGCAGCAGUGUUGGGUGUGGGCACAGCGGGGCGGGUGAGGAUCAGAGACAUGUUGGCUCCGCUGCAAGGCAGUCCUGCUGAACGACUCACUCUCAAAGGCUUCGUCUCCAGGAGAAGACUGGAGAGCGAACAAGGAGUGUGUCAGCUGUCAGAAGAAGAAGUUGUGAAGAGAGACGACAUCCAUGUUGUCUUCAUCUGCACUGAGAAUGCCUCACACCAAGACUACGUCAGGAAGUUCCUGCAGGCAGGGAAGCACGUGUGUGUGGAAUACCCCAUUACCCUCACCUCCCACGCUGCUGCCCACCUCUGGGACUUGGCUGAGGACAAAGGUGUGGUUCUUCACGAGGAACACAUCGAGCUGAUGUCAGCAGACUUCCAAGCCCUGCAGAAAGAAGUCCAAGGAAAGAUCCUGCUGGAAGGAAGUCUUCAUUUUACAGGUGGCGCUCUGAAGGCCAGUUCUGGGUUCAUGGCCUUCAGUGGCAUCGCUCGCCUCACCUGGUUAGUUCAACUCUUUGGUCAGCUUUCUGUUGCCGCGGCAACCAUGGAGGAGGAGCCUGUGAGGAACUACAGCAAGAUGACGGCCACGCUCCACACUGUGGAUAACAAAGUCUUGACGUGGACCGAGGAACGAGGACCGGGCCUCCCGAGAGCCAAGAAGAUCCACUUUGACUUUGAAGGGGGCUCGCUGACACAGAUCCCCCCGUCGGCCAAAGGAGCAGCGGGUCUCUUCAUGCAGGACCUGGUCUACUUCUCCUCCAAGCUCACAGGCCAGGUGAGUCCAGGUGAAGUCCACGCAGAGAAGAGUCGCAUCUUGCACUGCUUGGUACUGGCAGAGAGAAUACAACACCUGUGCCAGGGAUCUUCUCCUGGUCCCACUCCACAUGGGGAACCUUCAAACUAGUCCUACUACACACCUCCUGGUCCCACUCCACAUGGGGAACCUUCAAACUAGUCCUACUACACACAUCAUAGUACAUCACAUGCAGUACACUAGAAGGAACCAUAUUUAUAUAUAUACACAUA